Neolamprologus brichardi is the source of this 5333-nucleotide messenger RNA. RefSeq names its product coiled-coil domain containing 18 (gene ccdc18). The record is from RefSeq and is a predicted model, not a curated record. Lineage: Eukaryota; Metazoa; Chordata; Actinopteri; Cichliformes; Cichlidae.
AUUACAAACUGUUUUGGAUACCUUCUUCAUUGCAACUGCAUUGGGUAACAUGUAAAGAUUUGUCACAGUAGAAACGAUAAAUUCGUAUGUUAUGCUUUUAUAGCGCAAGAACAAUAAAAAGUAAAUUUUUAGUUAAAAGGUUAAUGCUGUCUGUGGGUCGUUUGGUGGCUUUUUGCUGUGAAAACAGUGAUAAGGUUGAGGAGUUAGCCACCUGUUGAUCCAUCGAGCAACCCUGUUUACAUUUAGCGAGCGUAGUUGUGCUGGUGUAGCCUCGAAUACUUAAAACAUAGCCACAUGCUGAUGAAGUUAAAGGUCUUCUGGAGCUUUUCAACCGUUCACACAAGCGGUAAAUGUUGCUUCAGCGCCGGAAAGCUAAAUAUGCACCCGGUAAUAGUCUGAUGUUUGACAUCAAAGAGCUAAUCGGUUUGAGGGAGCUCAGCCUACACAGAAGCUGAGUCAGUCAGAUGGCCGUGGUGAUGAACAGGUUCCGUCCUGGCUGCCUGAUGUUAUAAUAUCUUGUGGGACGGCUGAGAGACGGAUUGUUGCUGCAUGCAUCAUUCAACAGUUGUUCUGUAGAGAUGGAGUCCAUUUCUGCUUUGAGGAAGAAGGUUGGCUGUGUGCGGCAGGAAAACGCCUGUCUGGCUCUGCAGGAUGAGCAGCUCAUCAGUGACCUGGAUGCAAUGCAGGCUACCUCCAAGUCUCAGGUCUACCUCAGGGGCCCUAGGGCUGGGGUUCACAACAAUGUGGUGGUCAUGAGUGAACAGAUUCGUCAGCUUGAAGCGGAGCUGGAGGCUCAGGCCAAAGAACUUAAGGCAGCAGAGCUGAGGGCAGAGUGUUGUCAGGAAGCUGCAGCUCACAGCGACAUUGUGGUAGCGACUCUUACUGAAGAGCUGAGCACACUCAGGGAGGAGCUGGAAAACAAGACGGCGUUAGGAAAACGGGCAGAGCAACAGAGGAAUCAAGCACUUGAAAAUGCAGAGAAGCUCAAAGAAGCCUUCAAAGAUUAUAAGGCUACAGUUUCCAUUAAGCUUAAAAGGGUGAUGGAGAGUGAAAACAAACUAAAAGGAAGUCUCAUAGAGUGUGACCGAGAGAAAGAGGAGCUGGAGAGGGAGAAGGCAGAACACAGACAGACAAUUAGUCAGCUGACGGAGGAGGUGAAACAGUUUAAGACUGCGGCCGCUAGCCUCCAAGCCCAAAUCGAAGAGGCUGGACAUAAAGCUUCGCACCUGGAGCGGCAGCUUAUGGAGCGAGGUGCAGAGUGCAGGGAUGUGGCCUCUUUGCGCAGGGAACUGGAAGACCUGCGGGCUGUGACCCACAGCCAGGAGCAGAAGGUCGCCCAGAGCCAGAAAGAGGCUCAGCAGAGCCAGACAGAGCUGGCCGGCUUGGAGGCCAUACUGGCCCUGCUGCAUCUGCGAGAGGGUACUUUGGGGCAAAUCUGUGCCAGUCCUUGCAUGUUGCCCCCAGUGGACUAUACGGGAGCUGCACACCUGAUGAAGCUAAAGCCAGGUGAGGGCUACCAGCAGCUCACGCGAGUGCUGCAGUCAAAGGAAGCUGAGCGGCUGAAACAGAGCAACCUGAUCGAGCGGCUUCAGGAUCGUCUGAGCAGGGCCCAGGAGGAAAUCUCCUCCCUGCAGAGCUCCAUGGCCCAGAGAGCCUCCCACUACCAGAGCCUCCACACAGAGCUGCUGGACAAACUCAAACAAGCCACAGACACCGAGAAAGAGUUAAAGAAGAAAAAGGCACGAGUUGCCGCACUGGAAAAGCAGUUACAGGAGAAGACUUCAGCCUACAGUCUGGCUGCACUGAAAAACACUGAGCUGGAGACUCAAUUACAGGAGAAGACCAGCAGCGUCCAGCAUUACCAGUCACUGCUGACCAAAAAGCAACGAGAGCAUCAGCAGUCUCUGGAAAAGUGUCAGCAGUCUCAUUCUCACCAAUUCACAGAGCAGCAACAAAGAAUACAAAUGCUGCAGUUGUCUCUGGAAGAGGUUCAGCCUCGGGUGGCAGAGAUGGAGCAGGAGUUGAGUUCCCUCCAGAGGGAGCGAGACGAGGCUCAGAGAACAGCUCUGUUGCUGCAGAACUCUCUAGAUCAGCUCACACAGGAGAAGCAGGUGGAAGUCAGACAGAACGAGGAGUUUCUCCAGAGUUUCAAAGAGCAGGCAGCUCGCUCUGCAGCCAAGGUGUGUGAGCUGCAGUCGUCUCUGUCAGCAUGCAGAAAAGAGAUGAACUCAUACCUGCAGCAGAUAGAAGAGAUGAAGAAGAACUACGAGACCGAGCUGGAGAGGAACAAGGAGAAGGUGUCCUCUCUGCAGGAGAAGCUUCACAGCACCACUCUGGUUUGUCAGAGCUCCAGUGAGGAGAACCUGCAGCUGCAGCUUUCUCUCCAGCAGCAGCAGACCAUGCUCACAGAGAGCAGCGCUCGAGUUUCUGAGCUGGAGGAGAGCCAAAGCCAGCUGCACAGGCAGGUGUCGGGUCUGGAGCAGCAGCUGGAACGAGCCCGAGUGUCUCUGCAGGAAGAAUUAAGCAAGAGACAGGAAGAUAAUCAGGGGAAGGAGAAGACGCUGCGGGAGAUAAACCAGCAGAAUGAAUGGCUCUCCGAGUCUGUGAGACAUCUCACAUUAGAGGUGAAAAAGUGCAGGGAGGAGCUAGUGUCCAAGGAGUCAGAGCUGGAGCGUCUGAGGAAGGAUGUCGGUGUUAAGACUUCUCAGAUCAGCUGUAUGGAGGAGAGCCUGCAGCACAUAAAGAGCCAACUCAUCAGCAAGAAUGACAUUGUUAUGGAUCUGGAGAAGGCGCUUAAUCGUAGUGAGGCAGAUCGGCGCAGCUGUUCUCAGAAAGUCGAAAUCUUAGAGGGGCAGCUGCAGAUGGUGCAGAACGAGUUGGCUGACACUCUGAAGCAACUACAGGAACUCAAGGAUGUUUUACAGAAAACCCAAAAGGUUUCAGAUGAGCGGCAAGCCUCAGCGGAAAAACUGACUGUCCAGCUGAGGGAGACCCAAAGGGAGCUGGAGGAGAGAACUCACGAGGUUUUAGACAUGGACAACGCCCUGAGGGAAAGACAGGGGGAGCUCCAACAGAGAGCAAAGCUGCUUGGCCAACUGGACGUGGCCAUCAAAGAGCACAAGCAGGAGCUGGAGAGGAAGGUGGAGUCUCUGCAGCAGAGCCUGGAAGCCAGAGAGAGAGAGCUGAGGGACGCACAGAGGGAGCUCACUGACAGAAACAUGAAGGAGUCCCAGGAGCUGUUUGCAUGUCAGCAGAAACUUCAGAAAGUUCUCAAAGAGCUUGAAGAAACUCAGGGUCACUGUGAGGGUCUGACCAGAGAGCUGGAUGCCGCCAAGCUGCAGACCAAAGAGACGGAGGCCCAGCUGUGUGGUGUAGAGGAGGAGCUGACUCUGAAGGAGGCGCGCUGGCUGCAGUCGGAGGCCAGGCUUCAGGGCAUGGUCACCGGCUUAGAGCAGGAGCUGGAGCUGGAGAGGGAGCAGCAUAGCAAAGAGCUGGAGUCUCUUCAGGAGACUCGAGGCCAGCUCCUCAAAGUCUCGGAGCAGAUCUCCUCCACAAUGCGCUCCUCCCAGGAACAGCUCACUGUUAAACUUCAGCAGAGCCAGACCCAGCUCGAAGAAGCCAGGGUCCGCUUGGAUCAGACCAAAGCCCAGCUGGACCAAUCUAAGACGGAGCUUGAGCACGCCUGGAAGCGAGCUACUCACCUCCAAUCACAGUUAGACCAGAGCCAGACACAGCUCCUUCAGAGCCAGACUCAGCUGGAACAGAGCAGGAGUCUUUACGAGCAAACUAGAGCCCAGAACAGUCGUCUGCAGGCACAGCUGGAGCAUCUCACUGCUGUGCUAAAUCAAACCAGAGUCGAGGCCGCCCAGCUCCAGAGUCAGCUCCAUGCCUCCGAGAAGUCUGUGGAGACCUCCAGUGAUUCCCUCCUCAUCAAGGAGUCUGAGGUGGCUCGUCUCCAGGCCAGGAUCUCCAGUUUGGGACGAGCUGCAGACCGACAACAUCUGUACAAUCACAGCCCGUCUAUCUCUUCUCUGCACAAAGUCACAGACUCUCCCCAGCUCUGCCUCUCUGCUCCUUCCCCUGCAUCCUCCCCCAAAAAGCUUCAGACGACUAUCAGCUCUCCUCCUCAUGCCCGUUCCUCACACCUAAGCUCCCCAACACAUGCGCAGAUGUGUUUAUCGCCCUCUGCUCGCUCAUACCUUAAACCCACCUCGGCUCUUCAUCUCUCGGAGAGCCGACAAACGUGUGACUGGCUGCAGAGCAGCAGUAUUGACUCCUCCUUGGACCUCCCUGAGAGCGUAAAAGCCACACUGAGAGAGGCUUUGAGUAAGCAACCAUGGGAGUCUUUGUCACACUCAAUUUCCUCUUUACCAGGCACAGUGGACCACAGCUGGCAGGGCCUCAGUGCCUCAGAUGCCACAGUAAUCUCUGAUAACUCCUUCAACCCGCUUACUUACAUGGUGGACAGAGAAAGUGACAGAAAUCCACACGUGGAAGGCAUCGUGAUGGAGAGGGAUGAAGGCGAGCUGCUCAGUGAUUCGAGGAGGGAGUCUGUGAGCACUCUGGUGGGUCAGGAGGAACAGGCUGAUAUGAGUUCACUGACAGGCAUGCUGAAGUUUGUCAAUCAGACACUGGCCAUGCAGGAAGAUCCUUCUUUAUGGAGAUCCAUAAACCUACCACAUACAUGACGCAGCCUCAGGUUAAAACACUCAUUUAACGGUGAGUUAGUUGGUCAUUUACACUCAACAACAUGCACAGUUCCUGCAAAAUUUCACUUCUUUUUUUGCCUCCUUUGCUCGGUUUUGCUCGAUGGGUUCAAGGGGUGGUGCGGGCAGCAAAAGCAAACGGCCUCCCAGCUGUCGUCACAUUUAAAUUUAAAUGUCACUGAGCCCUGAUUGGUUCACAUCACACUUUUUACCAAGCGAUCAAAGGCCACUGAAAAGCCGUGAUGAAAUGAAACCUGUGUCCCAGAAUUAUCUGCUCUGUUACAGGAAAUUACAGUUUUAUUCAGGACAACAUCACUAUUACUAACAGGUCAUCAAAGGUCAUGAAACAUAGACACUGAAGGAGGCUUUAUAGAGAGAAGGUGCUAAUGAUGGAUGUUAAUUUUUGUUUUUAGAGGGACGUCAGAGAGGAGGAGAGUCGUUUUGCAUUUCUGUUGUUUAAAUAGGUUUCUGCAUUCAUCAACAUUAUUAUUAAGAUGACCACUACUAUAGCAGACUGUAAAUAAUCCACUGUGAUGUUUUAUUCCAAAUUGUAGCAUUCUUGUUUCAUGUAUUUUUUAUUAUAGCCAAUAUUUAUUUGUUCUUAAAUAAGCUAAUUUAAUUAAAGAG